Messenger RNA from Lactuca sativa (garden lettuce), 1279 nucleotides. RefSeq names its product 2-oxoglutarate (2OG) and Fe(II)-dependent oxygenase superfamily protein. Lineage: Eukaryota; Viridiplantae; Streptophyta; Magnoliopsida; Asterales; Asteraceae. The record is from RefSeq and is a predicted model, not a curated record.
GGAACCUUAGAGCAUGAAGGAAGGUUUGACCACAAACCUUUGAUCCACCAUCGUCUACGAACUACGAAGUGUGUUUUCUGGCGUCUACGCCGUCUUCCCCACCAAAAGACCACAAAAAAUUCUUCUAGGAUCCUCCAUUAAUGAACUCAAAGCUCGAAAACCUUUGGGAAGAAGUGAGGGAAUUAAGCUUAGGAACCACUCCCCAGAUCGAUCGCCUCCAUACCCCACCAACCCCACUCCAAUUCCUCCGCCAUUACCUGUCUCAAAACAAACCCUUCAUUCUCUCUGCCUCCGCCGCCACCACCCUCCAAUGGCCCGCCACCACUCUCUGGACCUCAACAUCCUACCUCCUCAACACUCUCUCUUCUUCCACCGUCUCCCUCCACCUAACCCCCACCGGCCAAGCCGACUCCCUCACCCCACACCCCUCUAAUCCUGACUCUCUCUGCUUUGCCUCCGCCCACGUCCAAAGCACAUCAUUCUCCGACGCCAUCGAUGCCAUCAAAGCUUCACGUAAGAACGAUUCAAGUAAAGGAUUCGUUGCGUAUGCGCAGCAGCAGAACGAUUGUUUUAGGGAGGAGUAUGGUGCGUUGGCUAGAGACUGUGAUUCACAUAUUCCAUGGGCGACUGAAGCAAUAGGAGGAUUGCCGGAGGCUGUUAAUUUGUGGAUUGGGAAUGAUUUGUCUGAAACUUCGUUUCAUAAGGAUCAUUAUGAGAAUCUGUAUGCUGUUGUAACCGGAGAGAAGCACUUUCUGCUUCUUCCACCUACUGAUGUUCAUAGAAUGUAUAUUCGUGAAUACCCUGCUGCUCAAUACACAUACUCUGAGGAAAGUGAGGAAUUUGAAUUGAAAUUGGAGAAUCCAGAGAGAUAUGUCCCUUGGUGUAGUGUAAAUCCUUACCCAUUGCCCAAAGACAAGGAAAAAGAAAUUUCUAAAUUUCCAUUUUACUAUAAUGGACCCAAACCAUUUGAAGUCACUCUUAAGGCGGGUGAAAUACUUUACUUGCCGAGUAUGUGGUUUCAUCAUGUUAGACAGACACCUGAUAAUCGAGGACUCACCAUUGCAGUAAAUUAUUGGUAUGAUAUGCAGUUUGAUAUAAAAUACGCCUACUUCAACUUCUUGCAAUCACUUUCGUUUUGUAAACCACGUUUAAAUGAUGGUGAUUCUUUCAUAAAUGAAAACUUAUCCAAUGGUGACAAAAACCAUAAGGAGGAGUGAACUUCUUUGUUAAAAGUGUUAUUUAUCACUUGUGUUUAUAUAUUAUUCUUAGGUUGACUUGA